UCUACUGACAGGCAAGCCAGCAGACCGACAAGACGUCAGGACAUGUUCUCAUACUACUAACAGAUGGUAACAACACCGGUGGGUCUUCUGAAGCCCACUUUCUUUCUCCUGUGUGUGAUUGCUCCUGAAUGCACAUUCCUCUUCUGCUGCUGUCAGUGAAGACCUGCAGAUGCACUCAACCACAGGCUUACUUUUCAAUCCUGCAUCUGUCUCUGCGCUCAUACCAAAGCUGCAUCCACGAGAAGAGGAUACACAUGUUUUAUUGACAGAGCCACAGGUGGUUUGAGUUUGAGCUGUUGGUGGACUGGAAGGGCUUUUCCUGUGAGGUGAGCUGUGGCAUCUUCAGACCCAGUAUGUUGCCUAUUGUUGUAGCAUGUUUGGUAUUUAUCCUGCUGGGCUCAGGGCAGCCACAGGUCGCUGCACAGGCUCAGGGGCAGAGCCAGAGUCGGGGCCAGGGCCAGGACAGCUCCGCUACCCCUUGGAGGCAGGUGAUUCAGUGGGAGAACAAUGGUCGCAUGUUUAGUCUGCUGAACAGUGGAGCUGAAUAUGUCCCUGCUGGUGUGGCAGCCCAGGACCAAGCUCCAAGGGUGGUUGUGGCAGAUACACGUUCACGCUCUUCACAGAGACCUCUGAGAGGCAAUGUGCGCAGACAGGCACCAUCAAGAGGGUCAUCUGAGACUGUCCGUGGGCAGGCCAGGCAUCCUUUUGGCUUUGGGCAAGUACCUGAUAACUGGAGACAAACCGCAGGUACCACAGGUGGUGGCCACUUUCAGGGAUCCACUAGUACUCGCUUCAGGCCAUCCACAGGUUCUUCAUCUUCAUCGUCCUCAUCAUCAUCAUCAUCCAUUUCUUCAUCUUCAUAUAACGUACCAUCCUACCAACAGUUCCCACUGCCUCAACAGCCUGCAUUUCAACCAGUCCCCUAUGACCCUAGUUUUGUGGAGGGACCUGUCAGGAACUACGAGCCACCAUUUCAGCCUGUUAUCGGUGGAGGAUAUGGCGGUGGAGGGUACGGUGCUGGACGGGGGUACACUGGAGGAGGGUUUGCAGGUGGAGCGGCCCCUGUGCUCCCAGGCUCUCCUUCUGACUUUACUGAAGAUGGUUACCGCUACUACCAGUCUUAUAGCUAUGGGUCCAAUCCUGUGGUUCCACGUGCUGUCCAACCACCAUUUUCAGAUGGUCUGGACCACAGAUACACCCACAGUAUCUACAACGAGGACUCUGCUCCUGCUGUGCCUGCCCCAGACCCUAACCAAGCUGCUCCAGUGAUAGUGGACAGGACAGGCCCAGGCAGUCAAAUCAGGAGCCCUCAGUAUGAGCAAUUUCCUCCAUUUGGAAGACCCCAGCCUCCCUUCGUGCAGCCCAUUUCUCCAGGCAGAAAUUCUCCAAACUCUGCCCCUGACAAUCCCAGUGUCAAUGUUGGGAGUGUGUACCGACCAGAACAGAGAGGUUUGCCUGACCUGGUUCCAGAUCCCAACUAUGUACAGGCUUCCACAUACAUUCAGAGAGCCCACAUGUACUCCCUCCGCUGUGCUGCUGAGGAAAAAUGCCUAUCAAGCACUGCCUAUGGCUCAGAGACCACCGACUAUGAUGUUAGAGUCCUCCUGCGUUUUCCACAGAGGGUGAAGAACAAGGGUACUGCUGACUUCAUGCCUAACAGACCACGUCAUACCUGGGAGUGGCACAGCUGUCAUCAGCACUACCACAGCAUGGACGAGUUCAGCCAUUACGAUUUACUGGAGGCAAGCUCUGGCCGUAAAGUCGCAGAGGGACACAAGGCUAGCUUCUGUCUAGAGGACACAACCUGUGACUUUGGUCACCUGAAGCGCUAUGCCUGCACUGCUCACACUCAGGGUCUGAGCCCAGGCUGCUAUGAUACAUACAAUGCAGAUAUUGACUGCCAGUGGAUCGAUAUCACAGAUGUCCAGCCUGGAAACUACAUACUAAAGCUCCAGGUCAAUCCCAAGUUCUUGGUGUUGGAAUCAGAUUUUACCAACAAUGUGGUCAGGUGUAACAUUCACUACACAGGACGGUUUGUUAGAACAACCAACUGCAAGAUCGCACAGUAA
Molecule: messenger RNA, 2069 nt
Organism: Scomber japonicus (chub mackerel)
Lineage: Eukaryota; Metazoa; Chordata; Actinopteri; Scombriformes; Scombridae
Gene: loxl1
Product: lysyl oxidase-like 1
Exons: 6
Coding region: 354-2069 (571 amino acids)
Biological process (GO): peptidyl-lysine oxidation
Molecular function (GO): protein-lysine 6-oxidase activity; copper ion binding
Source: RefSeq, a predicted model, not a curated record